CAACAAUACUGGGCUUGGAAUAACUUGUCCAAAAUGUCCAACAUCCAACUUUAUGUGAAGCUGUGAAGAAAUGGUACAAAAAUAUUAUGAAAAGUUUAAUUUUUAUUGAUUUGAACUAGUUUUGCAUAUUAUUAGCUUAAUCCAGUAUUAAUUGAAGUAUUCCUUAUCUGUAAUCAAUCGAAACCAGCUUUGUAAACUGAGGAAGAAGAAGGCAGACUUCAAAUGUUAGGAACAAGCAAAUGACUUCAUAACCACAACAUCUCUGGAAUAUUUUUCGACCGCAAAUGACAGAAAAUGGCCAGCGAAGACCAGCCUCAUCUUGUUCAGGCUCUCUACUCCUUCAAGGGACGCAAUAAUGAUGAAUUGUGCUUCAAAAAAGGUGACAUCAUAACGGUGACACAAACCGAGGAGGGGGGCUGGUGGGAGGGGACGUUUGGAGAAAAGACCGCCUGGUUUCCUUCCAACUAUGUCAAGGAGUACAAACCAAACAGUGACAGUCUCAGUCUGUCGAAGAGUCAGUCGACCGACUGGGCCGCCAAGCAGAAGGCCUACCGCAGUUUUGUGCUCAAGGAUCUCAUCGAAUCGGAGAAGGCACAUGUCAACGAACUGCAGGGCCUCUAUCACAACUUCCUGCUUCCAAUUGAAAAGGCUGAAAUUAUGAAAAAGUCUGAAUACCAACAGCUGGUGGGUAAUCUGACUGAGGUGCUGGAGGUGCACUCUAGUCUGCUGGACUCACUUCGUGAGGCGGCCACUCAGCCCCCCUCAGAGCAGCGGGUGGGCAGGGUCUUCCUCACGGCAGCCCCCCAACUCAAACACAUCCUCAUCACCUACUGUGCCUCACAUCCGCGCGCUGUGUGCGUCCUAGAGAGAUACAAACAAGAGCUGAGCAGCCUGAUGGAGACGCACGGCGCGGUGAGCCCUGGUCUGCUGGUGCUGACUGCCGGCCUAAGUAAGCCAUUCCGUCGUCUGGACAAGUACGCAGGCAUGUUGCAGGAGAUGGAGCGACACGUCGACGAGAGCCAUCCGGACCGCGGAGACACCCAGCGAUCGGUCGCUGUCUACAAGGAUAUUGCUUCGUCAUGCUCGGUGGUGCGACGUCAGAAAGAGAUGGAGGUGGAGGUGCUUUCGGGCGGAGUACGUGGCUGGGAGGGCGCCGAAGAACUGUCCGCCCUAGGCGACAUCCUUCACAUGGGCUCGGUUGCAGUGGCGCCUGAUCACCAGGAUCGCUACUUGGUUCUGUUUCCCUCAACUCUGCUCGUCUUGUCCGUCAGCCAUCGAAUGAGCGCGUUCAUAUAUGAGGGAAAACUUCCGUUAACGGGCAUCAAUGUUAAUAAAUUGGAAGAGACUGAGAACUGUAAGAACUCUUUCGAAAUUGUAGGACCAAUGAUCGAGCGCAUUGUUGCCGUGUGCCAGACUAAAGAAGACCAGCAGACGUGGAUCGAUUUGCUGAGACAGCAGAUUCGCGCAGUGAGGGGAGGGGGACUCGCUACCUCCCCCACCCUCCGCCAGCCACUGGUACCAACUUCGCCCUCUGCCAACUCAAUUGUGAACAGUAAUGGCGGCCGGCCGUGGAGUGUGUCCUGUCUGCGACCCUCUCCCCCCUUGCGUCCCACCCGUGACGAAAAGUCCAAACGACUGUCCAAGAAACCAGGCGAUAGAGGUUUUGAAGAAGAUGCCCAAAUUUUGCGUGUGAUCGAGGGAUACUGUAUGAGUGCUAAAUCGCGUUACACCAUUAAUUCUGUGGCUGCCGGUCCUCAAGCCAUCAAGCAACGCAUUCCUUCCUGGUUUUCCGACUGAAACAAUCCGGAAAAACUACAUUUAUAUAUAGUCAAUAUUUUUCUAAAAAUAUAUUAGUUAAAAACUUGUAUUUUAUAUCUAUUUUGUACAACUAAUACAUCGGCUAAGUGCCGGUUGCACAACAGCCGGUUGAAUUUUAACCGUGAUUAAUUCCACGAGAACCAAUCAGAGAACAGUCUUUUCAAAAACGCCUUCUCUGAUUGGUUCUAGUGAAAUUAAUCACGGUUCAAAGUUAACCAGCUGUUGGGACUAAGAGUGUUUACCAGCUAACUGCUAUUGUAGACAAACUACAUUUUGUAGAUAUAUUUUAGCAUCACAGAACAUACUUUAAAGGUCUACAAUCUAGAAAAAAGGAUUAAUUAGUUACAAAACUUGUAUUACCUUCCUAUUUUAAUUUUUCUUAGAUAUAGAAAACAGGAUUCAUUAGUUACACAACUUGUAUUACCUUCCUAUUUUAAUUUUUCUUAGAUUAAGCAUAUUAAAUGCUCACAGAUUAUAUGAACAGAAAUUGCUGGUAAAAGCGGGAGAAUUUGAAUGUUAGCCAUAAAAGGGGAAGUACAGUGUUGCCCUACUCAACAAUCUGUGAUUACAAACUCCUAUUGAUCAAUAAAAAUAACUUUUAGUAGACUAAUCAAAUUCUGUUUCAAGUAUGUGACAACAUUGUACAAUGAAUAUAUCUUCUUGAUACAAAAUCAAAUAUUAGAGUUUAGAAGUUGAGUACUAAACUUUGUUUAAACAUAUCAUGACUGAAAAACUAUUCUAACACAGGUUGUAGUUAUUUUUAUAAUGAGGGUGAAGGUUCGUUUUUAGAUGAGUUUUGUACUCUGUAUUGUAUUUUACCAAAUCAUAAUAAUUUCAUUUUUGUCAAUGUUUGUGCCUUGAAUAUAUAUAGUAAGAAGUGAACGAUAUCUUCACACGGUGAGAUUGAUGGAAAACUAAUCAUUUUAAAAUUAUAAAAAAAUCAGUAGUCUUCUUAAAUGAAUAUAAGCAAAAUGGGUGAAAUUAGUAAUCAAAAUCACGUCUCUGAAAAUAAGUUUCCAUUUUAAUUUAGACCAGACGCUAUAUAUUCAUUUAGUAUUAAAUUAUCUACUUAUUUUCAUAAUUAUCAUACGUUUCUAUUUUAUGUAUUAUUUUACCGUUUGAAUUAAGUUUGUAUACUUCACAUAUAAUUGUAACAAUGUUUAUUAUUUCUUUGGAGUAUUUCUUUAGUUUUUGAAUUUUUCUUAAUAUUAGUUACACAAUCUGCCUUAUGCAUUUUCUAAAAAUUAUUCAAUUAUUGCUUUGCUUUUUAUUUCUCUCUUAUCUUGAAUCUUUGUGGAUCAAUAAUUCAUCUCUAGUUCUAGUUCUAUUUCAGAUGAUCUGUUUCAAUUAUUGUGUUCAUAGACUGUAGUCAAUAUAUUAUUGGUUAGAAGAAUAUGUAAUAGUUAUUGUAUUCAUCCACCAUAUUUUGAAUAAAUUUGUAAUCUCUCUACGGUUGUGCGCACCAUCAAACAAUGCUUACCAUUAUAUUGAUUGAUUGCUUAAUCUUAGUUAUCAACUAAUUGUUGAAUUUAAAUAUUCUAUAUUUUACAAAAUUUAUAUAUUCUAAUAAAUGGUUCUAAUGUGUACU
Nilaparvata lugens (brown planthopper) is the source of this 3406-nucleotide messenger RNA. RefSeq names its product rho guanine nucleotide exchange factor 7 (gene RtGEF). The transcript is spliced from 12 exons. Gene Ontology annotation, molecular function: guanyl-nucleotide exchange factor activity; protein binding. The record is from RefSeq and is a predicted model, not a curated record. NCBI's taxonomy places the organism in Eukaryota, Metazoa, Arthropoda, Insecta, Hemiptera, Delphacidae. Bases 295 to 1797 code for a protein of 500 amino acids.